UGAAAUGUACAGACGUGUCGCGUGAAUUCAAUUUUUCAUCUAUAAUCUUCUUUUGAUUUCAAAUAGCAUAAAAUAUAUCAACAGAUAUAGUGGAAUUUGUGGAUGCUGCUUGUAUUCCGCAAACAUAAAGCCAGCCAUAAAUAAAAUAAAUAAAUAAAUAAAUGAUAACCAAUAAUUGAGUCAUCAUCGUACAGUGUGUAGCAAUAUAUAUAUUAAAAAGUGUGCCUGUGUAGUGUUAGUUAUGAAAAAUUCAUUGAGAAAAAAAAACAACAUGAUAAGUCUCAGAGUCACAGUAGGUGUGGUUUUAAUAUUACUAGAAGUUUGCACUUUCGGCUUGACUGAAGAUAAUGCCUCAAGCAUAAAUAACGCGACAACAACAGUGAUAAAAAAUUCAUCGACAUUUGAUGGCACAACGAAAAGUUUCCAAAUCGAUUCAACAAUAGCAACAACAACGAUAUCAAUGACAACAUCAAUGCUGCCAACAAAUUUUGAAGUCCCAGAAAAUUGCUCAGAUUACAAGAUAUUAGAUAAUCAACCAAAGGCAUCUUCACGUUCAUCAAUUAAAAAAUGUUGUCCACUACAUCAGAACUACAAGAUUGAAAUGGGAAAACGAUUUUGUGGUAACACUAGUCUCGAAUUUCAUGUGAGUCCCAUUCGGGCCACAUUUUAUGAGAAUUGCAUAGAGGAUGAGGAAUCUGAUGUAACCAUUGAUAUCAAGAUCGAGAAUAGUUGUAAAAAUGGUCUCAUAUUCAAUAAAAACUACAAUGACAUGCUCUACGUCAUACAAAAUGGAUCUCUACUAAGGAUUGACGAAAACUUUGAAUCCUUUGACAUCUUCGAGCAUUAUUGCCUUGAUAUGGACGAAGACGAACAAAUUUUAACGGCCAUCGUUUGUGAAUUUGAUGAAGCAAUCUUUCGGGUUAAUCGUGCCCAAGCUCUCAUAUUUGCGACAUGCAUGAUUAUAUCAGUUCCGUGUUUAUUAUUGACAGUUACAUUAUAUCUCUUAGUCCCCGAGCUGAAUGAUUUGCAUGGCAAAUCAUUGGCGUGUCACAGUAUAUCCUUAGCAUUGGGUUUUCUGCUCCUCGCAAUAUCACAAUUUAGAGACGACGUCUUCUUUUUGGAAGGUUACAUAAUACAAUUUUGCAUUAUAUCGUGCUUCUUUUGGUUAACCGUGAUGUGGAUUGACAUUUGUAUACACGCUUGGUAUUAUUUACCGAGAGGUAUCAAGCAAACGCCCAAAGACGAUAAUCUUCACUUGAUGUAUUAUAGCAUUCUUGCCUUUGGAUUGCCCUUAAUUCUCGUGAUUUUAACUUAUAAAAACAAAUUGAGUGGACUUCCAUCGUAUUAUCUAAAAGGAACUACGGAGGUUGCUCGUACAUCACAAAUGUUUUUCAUACCUCCGAUAAGCGCUACACUGUUCCUUAACAUUGUUCUAUACGUCUUAUCAUACUUUGGUUUUAAAAAAUUACAAAAAAUUAAGAUAUCAAACUUUUUAAUGCUUCAGCUGAAGAAAUGUGCAAGAGAAAAUAAAUUAUCGUCGCAAAAUAUUGCACAUAUGGAGAAAGUUGAGACAAUAAUGAAAAGCACUGCAUACUUGACACUCAUCAUGACAGUAAAUUGGAUUUUUGAAAUAAUUUCCUUUUAUAAUGAAACAUCUUCAACCUUAUUCGAUAUCAUCAAUGCAUUGCAAGGUUUACUGAUUUUCUUCAUAUUUGUUUGUUUGCCACGUCCCAUGAAGCUAAUAAAACACUGGUGGAAAGACCGUGGAUCGUUUCAAAUCAUAUCCGAGAAACCUAUCAAUGAUUUUCAAAUGGAUUCUUUAAAGAAAUAAGCAUAAAUUUACUUUUUUUAUCUCUGUCACUCGCUUUUCUAUCUCUCUUACUUACUCGCAUUAUUUUUUUUCUUAUUUUUCCCCCUUUUUUAAAUGAAUAAAUAAAAUUGAAUGAGAAACGGAGAAAGAUAGAAAUGCGCACGCAAAUAAAAUUUAUAUCUAUAUAUAUAUAUACACAUGCAUAAGUAAAGUAUAUAUCUAUAUGGUAAAUAGAUUUUUUAAAGACGCGUUUUAGCAAAGCAAUUGUACUAAUAUGCUCAUUUUGACGUGAUAGAUUGGAUGCAUUUACAAAAACUUGAAAAUGUUGUCCAGAUUAUUUGCAAUAUCUUGUUAAACGAGUGUGUUCUUCAAACAGUAUUUUCUUAUAUAUUUGUAAU
Molecule: messenger RNA, 2208 nt
Organism: Chironomus riparius
Lineage: Eukaryota; Metazoa; Arthropoda; Insecta; Diptera; Chironomidae
Source: the annotation of a GenBank genome assembly